AACUCACCACACUUGGCCAAGUCGAUGGCCAAAGCCGAAACCUUCGUGCGACCAGUUUCCAGUCGAGUUUCGAGGCGCACGCAUGCGCACUACGAUGUGAAAGUCAGCCACGAUUGCCACAUCCGGUUGAAAAUUACUUUUGCAGUAAUCUGGUUAUUCCGGGAGGGAAAACCAGAACUAUGGCUCAAGCGGGACACAUUUUGUGGUUCACGGCGGCCUGUUGGAUUGCAUCAUCUUUAAGUGGCGCUGAUGCACAGCAUCUGAUCGCGUAUAUCUCGCAAAGGGGUCUGCAUGGAGAGAUUACUUUUCGGCAAGUGAAUGCCACCACGGUGGAAAUCAAGGCUAGUCUGGAGGCCACUUUGCAGUAUCCCGAUCAAGUGUGGAGUUGGGGAGUGCGCCGAUUCCCAGUGGAUUACACAAAUAUCGAUCCCGGAGAUCGUUGCGAACUGAGUCGGCUGGGCUCCCAAGUUGUAAGCUUCGAUGAGGAUCUGGAGUAUUUGGUGCUCCCCGGAAAUGAGACGUCCACGUGGCAGCGCAAUAUGCAGCUGAUUGGAGAUCGUGGAAUAUGGGGCAAGUCCUUAGUGCUGACGGAGAUCAACUCAAAUGCGCGGAUUUGCGCCACCAUAACCACCAUUCAAAGUUCCGUAGAGCAUAUGGCGGAGGCGCGUUUCAACACACCCAUUGCCGGAUCCGUUCACUUCCGUUGGUUGGCUCCGGCAGAAGGAGCUGUUGGGGAUACGUUAAUUUACUCCGAUCUGUACCACAUUAGGGAGCAACCACCGGCUUUGGAGGAUGAUAAAAGCCAAGCGGCAUCUUUCACCCAGCACCACUGGAAGAUCUAUGUGACGGAUAUCUUUAAGCAUGAUCACCAUCGCACCGAGGAUAACUGCAAUUUCCUGCAGUUGGUGUUUGAUCCUCAAGGUGGUGGAGCAGGAAAUGGAAUUGGUGAUCUAGAUGCGCGCCUAGGAAGGAUUGGGGUGGCCAAGAAUGCUCUUCGUUCGCCCCAGCGCAGUGUUUUUAGAGAUGCUCAGCUGGCUCUGCUGCCCUCGGAUCUCACUAUUCCGCACAGGACUCUCUACCUGGUGCUUUUCGAUAACCAGCAUCCGGAUUCUUACCUGGCUUGCACUAAGAUUCGUCAUGUCCAACCGCUGACCUACAAAACUUUCAUCAACUCCGGGGGAGUCAAGGGAGAAGUAACCUUCAUGCAGCGCUCCAAAUUCGACCCAACUUUCCUCAAUUUCACCUUGGGUGCACCGCUUUCACAGCAUGUGAGUCGCAAGUUUGCCGAAGAUGUGGCCGCCUUUCGGAUUCACAGUCUGCCGCCAGUACCACAAAGGAUGGGUCACGAGGACUAUUGUUUCACCACUGGGGAGAUGCACAAUCCCCGUGAGAUAAGCGACAAUAUUCCGCCUCCCGGUUAUGGAACCCAGGAGCAGUACCCCUUGGGCGACCUCUCUGGAAAACUGCAGGGACGCAAUAAGGCUUACUGGCAUCAGUUUGUUCUUCCUGGAACGAGUUCGGAGUUGAAUGGCCUCUACUGGGAUGUCUUCCUGCCACUUCAAGGACGUCAUAGCAUAUAUCAGAGGAGUCUGGUCAUAUACACCUUCAACAGAACUGAUGUCUCUAACAUUACGAAGAAUAUAUGGGGCUGUUCCAGUCUGGGGCAAUAUCAGAAAAAUGGUAUCUAUCAGCAGAAUAUGGUUACGGCUCAGGUUCUCUUCCGCUAUCCGGUGGUGGGACGUGUGAUCUUCCGACAGCCGGCGGAGCAGCCUUGGCAAGACACCACUGUGUUGUUUGAGUACCUUAUCCAAGCGGAUGGUUCCACCCAGAAUACCACGUAUGAGCACCGCUGGGCCAUCCACAGCAAUGCGCCUGGAAAAGACUUUUACGAUUGGCAGCAGCGCUGCAUUUCCGCAGGACCAGUCUAUAAUCCCUACCGAGUGGAUUGGGGCAAUCGUAGUGUGGAUGACUUCUGCCAACCCAAUUUACCCUCCAUGUGCCGAAUGGGAGCCUUGGAUGCGAGGUCGGGCAGACUCACCAUCGCCGGGGGCCGAAGGGUUGCCCAGAAAAUCAGCAGGAGGAUGUUUGUGGACGGAAAUCUUCCACUGUCUGGUCGGCAUGGCAUCCUGGGGAAAUCCCUAGUGAUAUAUGAGGAUAGUGGUCCGAAAGCCAGAGGCGAACGAUUGGCCUGCUCCGCGGUCAUUGGACAUUUCCGCCGGAAAGUGGUGGCCAAGGAGUGGUAUGCCAACGGGGAUCCACUGACUGUAAGUGGUCGGGUAGAGAUCACCCAGCAAUCGGAGUACGAUGUCACCAAUGUGGAGGUGCAACUUAAGGGACUGCAGGAUAACACAGGCUAUCAUAUUCACAGGACCCCUGUGGAAGCCAAUCUUGCUUUUCCCUGCGAGGCCUCCACUUUGUAUGGCCACUGGAAUCCUUUCGAUGUCAGUCCAAAGUCAUCACCACCUUCUAGAAGGGGCACCACCGACCAGUACGAGAUGGGAGAUUUAAGUGGAAAAUUUGGAGGUCUUGAAGGGGUCACUCAGUUCGAGGAUGCCUACAACGAUACGAAUCUUCCGCUCUUUGGCUACAACAGCAUUAUUGGAAGAUCUGUGGUUAUUCAGAAGAAACAAAAGAACGCGAGAUGGGCCUGCAGUACCCUAGAGCGUGGCUAUAGUCCCAGUGAGGCCAGGGAGCUCAGAGCGAUUGCCUCGUUCCAUCAUCCCACGGGCUAUGCCUAUGGUUACAUUAAGAUGACGCAGCUGAUCCACAAUGAUGGUAGCCAAUCGGAGACGGUGAUCGAGGUAAAAUUACGGCAUCCGGGAAAAAACGAUAGGAACUCUACGAGGGACCACAAUUGGCAGAUCUUCGUGAAUCCCGUGGGCGUGGAUGCAGCCGUAAAGCCCACAAUCACACGUUGUGUGGCCGGAGGAUACGUCUGGAAUCCGUACUACACACAGCUGGCAGAUCCCCUCAAUCUGGAUCUGUAUGAGCAGGAGUGCAGUCCAGAUAAUCCUUUGCGCUGCUACGUGGGCGAUGUGGGCGCUCGUUUGGGCACUAUAGAUCUCGGAGGGCAACGCGUAGUCCUAACCGACUCAAACUUUCCCUUGGAAGCUCCUGUAGGAGCCAUUGGACGAUCCAUUGUCAUAUUUGGACCGGAUCACUCCCACGAGCGCUUUGCCUGUGCAAAUAUAGAGCCCGAUCACAAUGUAAUUAAAUACAUAAACCUGCAAAAGCCACCCCGCUUCGUGGUUGCCCAGUUUCUGGAGGAAUUGCGAUCCGUUAUGGGAAUCCCAGAGUGGAUGUUGGAUGUAGACGCCCGUAAGACCAAGGAACUGCAUGGCGGCGCCUGCAUCCAGAUGAUUAUCCAUUUCAAGGGACCUCUGGCCCAUCGCCUGGAGUUGGAUAUGUCCCGAUUGAUAGCCGCUGGGAGAUUGGAUGCCCCCAGUCUAUUCAUUCCAGGCUAUGUAAACCAAAAGCGAAAGGCCACCAUUUCAUAUCGCACCUGUGGAGUUAGGGAUACCAAUGAGAAGCGUACCAAAAACUUCAGGGGUGGUUUUUAUUCCACAAGCUCAGCUCCAACAGAACCAAAGCCUUUCUUUUUAUCUUUCGUAGUCAUCGGCUUAGCCCUUAGGUUCCUAUAAAUUGUAAAUAUAAUAUAGUGUUUUAUUUGAAAAUCUUUUUGUAUAUUUUUGUACUAAAAAACUUAUAUCGAUUUCAAAUGGUUUUAGUCACUAGCUUAGCAUCUAGAUGUUUGUAAAAUUGAGGACUUAAACUCAAUAAACAUUAAUUUAAUAGUUCAUGUAAAUAUUCCAUUAAAAAUUUUGUAUAAUCUGUACAGUAA
Molecule: messenger RNA, 3841 nt
Organism: Drosophila gunungcola (fruit fly)
Lineage: Eukaryota; Metazoa; Arthropoda; Insecta; Diptera; Drosophilidae
Gene: Rsod
Biological process (GO): superoxide metabolic process
Molecular function (GO): metal ion binding
Source: RefSeq, a predicted model, not a curated record